CCGCUCGCACGCCCCCGGCCCGGCCCUUCCUGCCGCCAUUUUGCGGAGCCGAGGAGGCCCGGAGGCGCCCGGCCCGCUCCGGCCGCGGGGAGGCGGCGGCGCAGUGUGGAAUAGCUCGUAAUUAACAUCUCAUUUGCAAAUGCGAUGGAAGAGGACAAGGCUGCAGAGGAGCAGGGCAUCCUACGGCUGAACGUGCGAGGAUGUCUGUACACCGCCAGGCGCCAGUCCCUGUGCCGCUUUAAGGACUCCAUGCUAGCUUCUAUGUUUAGUGGACGUUUUCCUCUAAAAAUGGAUGAGUCUGGAGCCUGUCUGAUUGAUCGAGAUGGAAGCUUGUUUAAAUAUCUUUUGGAUUAUCUUCAUGGAGAAGUUCGGAUUCCUGAGGAUAAACAGAUUCAAAUUGCAUUGCAGGAGGAAGCAGAUUAUUUUGGCAUCCCUUAUCCAUACAGUCUGUCUGACCAUUUGGCCAAUGAAAUGGAGACAUAUUCUUUAAGGUCAAAUGUAGAGCUUAAGAAGGCUUUGUUGGAUUUCUGUGAUUCUUAUAAUUUAAUCUGCACCAAGCCUACAGUUUGGGUCCUGCACUAUCUUGGCACUUCUGGGGCAAGCUGUGAGAGUAAAAUUAUUGGUGUGUAUGCCACAAGGGCUGAUGGGACUGAUGCAAUUAAAAAGGAGCUAGGAACAAAAAUUCACAGUAAAAGCAUCUACAAAAGAGAAGCUGGAAACAAUGUCCAAUACAUCUGGAGCUAUUACUCUGAAGCUGAACUGAAAAAGAUGAUGGAUGCUUUCGGCACCUGGGAAGGAAGAGGUGUCAGCUACUGGAGAGUGCCGCAGGAGCUCAUCGAAUGCUGGACUCUUGAAGAGCGUUCUCUGAAAGGCAGUUUGCAUCAUAUGCCUCCAGUUCAUAAAAGACGCCUAAUUGAUUUCUCUGAAGUGGAAGACUACAUACCAUGCAAAGUGGGCCCCAAGCCAAUUAGAUUCUCAGGUCCUUCAACAAGUACACAUAUCAAAGUCAAGAAUUCAGCUUCAUUAAAGGUAGCUGCUUGCAACACUUCACAUUCUGCAGUAACUCUUAAACGACCGAAUAGUGAAAGUUUGAUACUGCACAAAGCAGCUUCUGUGUCCAAAGCAUGCAAGCCAGAGCCCAGCAAUUCCCAGGUGCCCCAUGGAAAGCAGAGUGCUGAUGAUGAAGCAUCAUGUCAAAUGACUUUCAACACCUCAGCGCCUAGAAAACCCAUACGCAGCCGUGCAGUAAAGCUGAAGCGAACUCCACUGUUUCUCAUGACACCUUCUCAGUCAUCAUCUGUGUCCAGUAAAACAAGUGAACAGGACAAAGCUGCUGCUGAAAUUCCUACUACUUCAACAGUACUAAACAAGAAAGAACCAGCUGCGUUAGCAGAGAGCAACAAGCUUAAGAGUAAUAAAGUGGAUGGAUAACA
Tympanuchus pallidicinctus (lesser prairie-chicken) is the source of this 1433-nucleotide messenger RNA. It is a transcript of the gene KCTD18, whose product is annotated as potassium channel tetramerization domain containing 18. Bases 145 to 1431 code for a protein of 428 amino acids. Lineage: Eukaryota; Metazoa; Chordata; Aves; Galliformes; Phasianidae. The transcript is spliced from 7 exons. The record is from RefSeq and is a predicted model, not a curated record. Gene Ontology annotation, biological process: protein homooligomerization.